UCGCUAUUCGAUCCGCGUGUCCGGACAGAGCAAAAGAAAAGGAGAACGAGAGAGAAAAUAGCGUCGAGUAGGCCGAAGAGUGCAUGGAGCCUCCUUCCCAGUUCUUCCCAGUUCCCAUGACCAUGCAGUGAGAUGUGUGUGAUGGUCUCCAGACCGGGGCUGUCCAUGUAAGCAAGGAAUCUAAGAAGAGAAGACCACACACCCUUGAGGAGAAAAGAAGAGUUUAACACGGGACAUGGCCUUGGCAGAAGAGGAUAUCAUGGAUGAAAAACUGGCCCACGUUAAGCAAGAGGACUGUGAGUGGGGUGCAGCAGAGCCUUUCUAUAUCAAACUGGAGAAUUGUGAAACAGGAAUUUCAGUUUUUAAAGAGGAGGAUUCCAAGGACCACAUUGCCAAUAUUAAAUCUGAGGAACUGGAAGGUAAUUGUGAAGUCUCUCAUUCUAAUUUACAGUCUUGGAACACUACAUUUGGAGAAGUGGCUACCGAGCAGAACUCCGCCAAACUGAAAUCAGAGUUAACAGAGUUUGAAGAGAAAAUCAAGAGAGAAGAAGGUGAAGAAGAGCAGUCGUCAUCUUGGAGCAUUGGAAUGAAUUACCAGAAGAAUGGCAGUUUCUGUCCGAGUCCAGUUGGUCAGACAUCUCUUCAGAGCAGCAGCUUUCUUCCUACUGUUAAACUAACACAGGGAGACGUCAUCAGCACUGGGCAACAACAAUUAUACAAUACAGACAAAGAGUCCUUGCAGGCCUACAGUGAAUGCAGGAAAAUAUUCAAAAACGCUCCUGACUGCCAAGAUUAUAAGGCUACUCGUAAAAGAAAGGAACCCUAUGUCUGUUCAGAAUGUGGUAAACUCUACUCCAGGAGUCGCUCUCUUUACAAACACAAAAGAAAUCACACUAUCGGAAAGCCUUACAGCUGUUCGGAGUGUGGCAAGUGUUUCUUAGACAACAGCAGUCUUACCAGCCAUAUGAGAAUUCACACUGGAGAGAAACCAUUUUGUUGUUCAGAAUGUGGCAAACGAUUCUCACAAACUAGCCAUCUUCAUCGACACACGAGAAUCCACACUGGAGAAAAACCUCAUUGCUGCUCUGAUUGUGGGAAACGAUUCUCUGAUAAGAGUGCUCUUCAGAAGCACAAACUAAUUCAUACUGGAGAGAAGCCAUAUUGCUGUUCUGAAUGUAACAAGAAAUUUACUUGCAACAGAAAUCUUCAGAAUCACAAACUAAUUCACACUGAAGAGCAACCUCAUUGUUGUUCUGAAUGCGGCAAAAGAUUUUUGUAUAUUAGCAGUCUUCUGGCGCAUGGAAAAAUUCACAAUGGAGAAAAGCCUUAUUGUUGUCCCGAUUGUGGUAAGCGAUUCUUUAACAACAGUGCCCUUCAACGCCAUAAAAUAAUUCAUACUGGUGAGAAACCUCACGGCUGCCCCGAAUGUGGCAAGCAUUUUUCAGACAGCAGCAGUCGUAUUAGGCAUAUGAGAAUCCACACUGGAGAGAAACCUUGUUGCUGUUCAGAAUGUGGCAAACGAUUCUCGCAUAUAAGCCAUCUUCGGAGCCACACAAAAACUCACACUCAAGAAAAACCUCAUGGAUGUUCUGAAUGUGGCAAGCGAUUCUCCCAUUUAAGCAAUCUCCAGAGGCACACCAGAACUCACACUGGAGAGAAACCAUAUUGCUGUUCAGAGUGUGGCAAACGAUUCACACUAAAAUGCAGUCUUCGGAGGCACACAAGAAUCCACACAGGAGAAAAACCUUAUUGCUGUUCUGAAUGUGGCAAACACUUUUCUGUCAUAAGCCAUCUUCAGAGGCACACAAGAAUCCACACUGGAGAGAAACCUUAUUGCUGUUCUGAAUGUGGCAAACAAUUUUCGCUAAAGCACAAUCUCCAGAGUCAUACAAGAAUCCACACUGGAGAAAAGCCUUAUUGCUGUUCUGAAUGUGGCAAGUGUUUCUUAGACAGCACCAGCCUUAACAUUCACGUGAUACUUCAUACCGGAGAGAAGCCCCAUUGCUGUCUAGAAUGUGGUAAACGAUUCUUACGAAUAAGCAACCUUUACACCCACCAAAGAAUUCACACCGGAGAAAGACCAUAUGGGUGUUCUGAAUGUGGCAAACGCUUCUCCCGUAGUAACACUCUUCAGAAGCAUAUACGAAUUCAUACUGGAGAGAAACCGUACUCCUGUUCCGAGUGUGGCAAAAAAUUCUCACAAGUAAGCAAUCUUCAGAGCCACCAAAGAAUCCACACUGGAGAAAAGCCGUAUUGCUGUUCCGAAUGUGGUCAGAGAUUCUUUGACAGUAGCGCUCUCCAGCAGCACACACGGGUUCACACUGGCGACAACCCGUACUGCUGUUCUGAAUGUGGCAAACACUUUUUUAAAAGUAGCGCGCUCAGGCAGCACAUACGCAUUCAUACCGGAGAGAAGCCAUAUAGCUGCUCGGAGUGUGGCAAACGAUUUUCACAACUAAGCAAUCUCCGGAGCCACAAAAGAAUCCACACUGGAGAAAAGCCGUAUAGCUGCACUGCCUGUGGCAAACAAUUCUCUGACAGCAGCAAUUUCAAACAGCACACUCGAGUGCAUACUGGAGAAAAGCCGUAUUGUUGCUCUGUGUGUGGCAAAAGCUUUUCCCACAAUAGCACUUUUCGCAAACACAGAAGAAAACAUACCGGAGAAAAACCCCAUUGCUGCUCUGAAUGUGGCAGGCGAUUUUCUGACAUUUACAGUCUCCAAAUCCAUAUGAGAAUCCACACUGGAGAAAAGCCCUAUGGGUGUGCUGAAUGUGGCAAACGAUUCAGUAAAAGUGGCACUCUCCUGAGACACUCAAGAAUUCAUACUGGAAAAAAGCCAUAUGGCUGUUCUGAAUGUGGCAAGCGAUUUUAUGACAGUUACAGUCUCCAAAUCCAUACAAAAAUCCACACUGGAGAAAAGCUGUAUGGGUGUGCUGAAUGUGGGAAAGGAUUCAUUAAAAGCAGCCACCUUCAGAGCCACACAAGAUUCCACAAUGGAGAAAAACCAUAUUGCUGCUCUGAAUGUAGCAAACAAUUUACCACCAGUAGCCAUCUUCAGAGACACACCAGAGUUCAUUCUGGAAAGAAGCCAUAUUGUUGUUCUGAAUGUGGAAAACUAUUUUCUUUCAGUUACAACCUCCAAAGGCACACAAGAAUCCACACUGGAGAAAAGCCCUAUGUCUGUACUGAAUGUGGGAAACAAUUCAUUGACAGCAGUGCUCUUCAGAACCACAAAAGGAUUCAUACUGGAGAAAAGCCAUAUUGCUGUUCUGAAUGUGGGAAACAAUUCACUGCAAAAAGCACUCUUCAGAAACACAAAAGAAUCCACACUGGAUGGAAGCCCCAUUGUUGUUCUGAAUGUGGUAAACGAUUCUUAGUACUAAGUAAUCUACAGAGGCACGAAAGAAUCCACACUGGAGAGAAACCCUAUUCUUGUUCCGAGUGUGGCAAGCAAUUUGCUUGCAGUAGCUCUCUUCAGCGUCACACAGUAAUUCAUACGGGAGAAAAAUCAUAUUGCUGCUCUGAAUGUGGCAAACAAUUCUCACUAUUGAGCCCUCUUCAGAGGCACAAAAAAAUCCACACUGGAGAAAAACCUUAUUGCUGUUCGGAGUGUGGCAAGCGAUUCUCUGACAGCAGCAGUUUUCGACAGCAUACACGAAUGCAUGCUGGAGUGCAACCAUAUAGCUGUUCUGAGUGUGGUAAACGAUUCUCGCAAAUAAGCCAUUUUAAUAGCCACAAUAGAAUCCAUAGUGGAGAAAAACCUUUCUGCUGUUCUCAAUGUGGCAAAAGAUUCUCUGAUAAAAGUUCUCUUCGGUAUCACACACUGAUUCAUACUGGAGAGAAACCAUUUGGCUGUUCUGAAUGUGGCAAACAAUUCUCACUACUCAGCAAUCUUCAGAGGCACAAAAGAACCCACACAGGAGAGAAGCCAUAUUGCUGCUCUGAAUGUGGCAAGCGAUUCUCAAUACUGAGCAAUCUUCAGAGGCACACAAGAACCCACUCUGGAGAGAAAAGAUAGAAGCCAUAUUGCUGUUCUGAUUGGGGCAAAAAGAUAUUCCAGUAGCAGCGAUUUGUUUAAAUAUAAAAAAAAUGCCCACUGGCAGGAAAUCCUGAGUAUUGUUCUAAAUAUGAUAUGCAAUUUUCAUUUUUACUUAGGCUUCAUAGACACUGGAGAAUUUGCACUGGAAAUGAGGAAGCCCUUAGCAGUACUUGCGAAGGGGGAAGAAGGUGGGAGGAGUCAAAAAGUCACCUGUCUGACUACUCAGGUGUUGAUGUGUAACUUCAGGCGGUGGGCUCCACUGUGUGAAAUCUGUGCCAAAUCUAAUCAGUAUUAGCACUUUGUUAAUGUGAAAUGAUUAAAAAUAUAAAUUCA
This is a messenger RNA of Polypterus senegalus (gray bichir), 4372 nucleotides long. RefSeq names its product zinc finger protein 721-like. The coding region runs from base 236 to 4018 and encodes 1260 amino acids. The transcript is spliced from 6 exons. Gene Ontology annotation, biological process: regulation of transcription by RNA polymerase II. Gene Ontology annotation, molecular function: DNA-binding transcription factor activity; RNA polymerase II cis-regulatory region sequence-specific DNA binding. The record is from RefSeq and is a predicted model, not a curated record. NCBI's taxonomy places the organism in Eukaryota, Metazoa, Chordata, Cladistia, Polypteriformes, Polypteridae.